Molecule: messenger RNA, 3214 nt
Organism: Hibiscus syriacus
Lineage: Eukaryota; Viridiplantae; Streptophyta; Magnoliopsida; Malvales; Malvaceae
Product: disease resistance protein At4g27190-like
Exons: 4
Coding region: 92-2056 (654 amino acids)
Molecular function (GO): ADP binding; ATP hydrolysis activity
Source: RefSeq, a predicted model, not a curated record
CCCUCGCAGUUACUGUUAUUUUUCUAAGGGUUUGCUUCCCAGUUGUUAUAUAGUUUGUUCUGCUACUUAUCAUUUUUUAUCAAGGGAAAAGAUGGAGGUUCUUUUUGCCAUUGUCGGAUCUCUUGCUGCUAAAGCUGCUGAGUACACCGUCGAUCCCACUGCACGACAACUUGGUUACUUAUUCAAGCCCAGGAGCAAGUCUCUGAACCUCCAGAGUAAAGUUCAAUACCUGAAGGAUGCAAGAGAAAGGGUGCAACAAUCUGUUGAAGCGGCUACCAGGAAGGGGGAGUUGAUUUUUGAUGAUGUUCAAAGGUGGUUGACAGUGACCGAUGAGAAGAUCUCCGAGCAGGCCGCAAGGCAGUUGCGGGAGGAUGAAGAGAAAGCAACCAAGGGGUGUUUCGUCGGCUUUUGCCCCGAUUUCAAGUCCCGUUAUCAGCUUAGCAGGAAAGCGGAAAAGGAGGCCAAUGCCAUAGCUCAACUCCUGAGUGAAAAGGAUGCAUUUGAGGAUGUUUCCUACCUUCCUGCAGUUGAAGUGACAGACAUUAUCAGACCUGUCAAAGAGUUCGAGGCCUUCGGAUCAAGAAGCGUUGCUUUUGAUGGGCUCAUGGAAACAUUGGAAGAUGAUACUGUCAGUAAAAUUGGAGUGUACGGGAUGGGGGGUGUGGGUAAAACCACACUUGUCAAAGAGAUCGCCAGACAAGCCAAGGUGAAACUGUCUUUUGAUGAGGUGGUCUUCGUAGCUGUAACACAAACUCCAAAGACAGUAAAUCUUCAAAAUGAGAUCGCCAAUCAGUUGGGAAUGAAACUAGACAACGACCCAAGCCCUGAUGUGCGAGCAGCCCGGCUAUGCGAUCGACUGAAGAAAUCCAAGAAGGUUCUUGUCAUAUUGGAUGAUAUCUGGGAGGAACAGGAAGUGGACACACUUGGAAUUCCUUCAGCAGACCAACACAGGGGAUGCAAGAUAUUGAUGACAUCUAGGAGGCUUGUUGUGUUAAAAAGGAUGGAUUCUCAACCAAACAUUUCAAUUGAAACAUUGAAAGAAGAUGAAGCUUGGAAACUGUUCAAAAAAAUGGCUGGUCAUAUUGUUGAAUGCUCUGAAAUACGAUCUAUAGCAGUUGAGGUUGUCAAAAGAUGUGCAGGAUUGCCAAUCGCUAUUGCUACAAUUGCAAAGGCUUUAAAGCCUAAAGAUAAGUUGUUUGAAUGGAGGGAUGCUUUGCGACAACUAAGUAAGCCCUCUAAAACAAAUUUCGAAGGCAUACCAGCAUAUGCAUACAAAGCAAUAGAGUUAAGCUAUAAGUUUCUAGAAGGUGAUGAACUUGGGCCAAUCUUUUUACUAUGUAGCAUAAUGGGUCAUAAUGCUACCGUGGAGGAAUUGUUGAGAUAUGUGAUUGGUUUGGGUUUUAUCCAUGAUGUUAACACCAUGGAAGAGAGUCGAGGUAGAGUAUUGACAUUGGUAAACAAUCUCACGGCCUCUUGUUUGUUACUCGAAGAUUCUCACCCAAACUGUUUUGACAUGCACGACGUUGUACGUGAUGCUGCCCAAUCCAUAGCUUCAAGGGAUCGACAUUGGCUAGCUUUAUUCAAAGAGUUGCCAAAUGAGAAGAAAAUGAAAGAAAGCCAGCUGAUAAGCUUACAGAAUGCGGAGGUCAAUGAGAUUCUUUAUCAUGAGUUAGAAUGUCCAACCCUUAAUUAUUUCUCAAUUGGUAUGGAUCGUUUUUCAUCUUUGAAAAUUUCAAAUGACUUCUUUAAGGGAAUGCAACGACUCAAAGUCUUGGAAUUUGGUAAAACAAAUUUUACAACCUUGCCUUCCUCUCUUGGUUUUUUGAAAACUCUCUGUACAUUGCGUUUGAUAGACUGUGAUUUAGAAGAUAUAGCCAUCUUUGGAGAGUUGGAAAACUUAGAAAUCCUUGACCUCCGUGGAUCUAGAAUGGAAAUGCUUCCAAAGGAGAUAGGACAGUUGACCAGGAUAAAAUUACUAGAUUUGACAGAAUGCCGCCGUCUUAAAGUAAUAUCACCGAAUGUGUUGUCAAGUUUAUCUAGAUUGGAAGAACUAUAACUAUAUUAUAGCUUUGAGGAAGCAAAGCUAGUCUUGUUGAGUUGCAGCAUUUGUCUCGUCUAACCACUUUGGAAAUACAUAUUCGUCAUGCGAAAGCCAUACCAAAGGAUAACUUGUUUCUCGGAAAGAUGAAAAGGUUCAAGAUUUCAAUUGGAAAUGAGAUGUGGAGUUGGUCUGAUCUGAAGAGGGUGGAAACAUCAAGAAUGUUUUAGCUCCGUAUGAAUAAAAUUAUUCAUUUGGUUAAUGGGAUUAAAUUGCUGUUGGGAAAAAUUCAAAGUCUAUAUCUCGAGGGAUUGGAAGAUGUUGAGGAAAUGCUGUAUUACCCAAGUGUUGAAUCUUUUGGGCAAUUAAGAUUCAUGAAAGUCAAGAGCUGCCAUAGGUUAAAGAAUUUGUUCUCAUUUUCCAUAGCUAAAAGACUUCGCCUGCUUGAAGAACUUGAGGUAUCAGAUUGCAAGAACCUCACAGAGUUAAUUGUAGAAAAGGAAGAGAUUAGCAAGAAUGACGUUUUGGAAUUUAGUAAACUAUGCUUCUUAAAGUUAGAAAGACUGAAUAAAUUUAAUGGCUCUGGGCAUUCAAAAAAUACAUUCCAAUCCGUCACAUGGCUUUUUGAUAAAAAGGUUUCCUGUCCUGCUUUGGAGGAGUUGAACUUAGAGGCAGCAUAAGUGUGUUCCCUAAACUUGACUCUGUGUCUCUCUAUGGGCUUCCAAAAUGAAAAAGAUUUUGUAGUGGAAAUUAUCCAAUUGAAUUUCCCUCGCUAAGGCAUUUAACGCUAAAAAAAUGUCCUGAAUUUAAUACGUUAUUUUGUUAUAGUGGUGGAAAGAGCGAUGAAGCACCGCCAAAUUAUAUCUUCAGUGAAAAGGUUAUACUUCCUGUGAUAGAGAGAUAUGAAAUUUAUGAAAUGGACAACUUGAAGAGGCUGCAAUGGGAAGGCAACCUUAACAGCACCAUACAACACCUAUUCAGAGAAAAGCAUGCGAUGAAGGAGGAAGGUGAGACUUCUAAAGAAGAUCAAAGCAAACCUUCUACUUCUAACGCUCAGGUAAGUCUAAAUACAUUUUAAUUUAUUCUUUUGCUUUUCUCUAUCAUAAAUGAUACUAAUCUCUCUUGAGGAUUAUUAAAUGUAGAAUCUCACAUAGGAAGUGGAAAAUUCCACAAAAG